Molecule: messenger RNA, 1662 nt
Organism: Talaromyces marneffei
Lineage: Eukaryota; Fungi; Ascomycota; Eurotiomycetes; Eurotiales; Trichocomaceae
Exons: 5
Coding region: 1-1662 (553 amino acids)
Biological process (GO): mitochondrial lysyl-tRNA aminoacylation
Cellular component (GO): cytoplasm; mitochondrion
Molecular function (GO): lysine-tRNA ligase activity; ATP binding; tRNA binding
Source: RefSeq, a predicted model, not a curated record
AUGCAGUCCAUUGGCCCCAGAAGGGCCUCUCAGAGGCUUCUGGGUAAGUUAUCGCAUAAUAGUCGACUCUCGGUCAUCGAUGUAUCGUCCCAUUUGAACCUGUCGCGUCCUGUCGCUCAAAUUUCUUCGAGAAAAAUAUUUGCUCGAUGUCAUAGUACACAACCUCCAGCCGAACCUGGAUUUGAUAGCCGUGUAAAAGAAAUUCAGGCUGCAGUCCCUAAUCCAUAUCCACGUCUGGAAAGUAAUGCAAACAGGCUUAGCAUUGAGGAAUUUCGUGCCCGAUAUGACUAUCUCGAACCCAACCAGGUAGUUGAGGAGGACGAAGUUGUGGUCCAGGGCAGAAUACGAACAGCCAGACUGGCAGGCAGCAAAUUGAUAUUUUUUGAUCUCGUCCAGAAUGAUCACAAGAUCCAGGGCAUGUGGAAUCUGCGUAUGUCGGCCGAUGUAACUCCUGAGAAAUUCAAGGUAAUUUAUCGUCUGCUUCGUCGCGGAGAUGCUCUUUCUAUUACCGGAAAACCUCAUCGGACUGGAAGAGGAGAACUCACAAUCAAAGUGACUGAAAUACCAAUUCUUCUAUCUCCUUCUCUACACGAUAUCCCCACCGAUACAAAGGAGCAUGGUAUCUCUGGAUACCCUCGGCAUGUCCAAUUCCUCGCCGACAAACGUACCUCGGAUAUCAUGCGGAUACGAUCCGCGAUCAUUCAAUAUAUUCGCCAAUUCUUCGUUGAACGUGCGUUCAUGGAGGUGAAUACGCCUAUUAUGGCUAGUGAAGCUGGUGGCGCAACUGCGCGUCCUUUUGUGACUACAGCCAACGAGUUUCCGGAUAAGUCGUUAUAUUUGAGGAUAGCACCUGAGUUGUGGCUCAAGCGGUUGGUUAUUGGUGGAUUUGAUAAGGUCUUUGAGAUUGGGGCGUCAUUCCGAAACGAAGGUAUCGAUAAAUCGCACAAUCCCGAGUUCACGACAUGCGAGUUUUACAUGGCAUAUGCGAACCUGGAAGAUGUAAUGUCCAUGACCGAGAGCCUAUUCUCUGGCCUAGCAGAACAUGUCACACAACACAAGGAACGCAUGAACUCCGAAAUCCCAACUCCAAACACAAACUUCUCAGCCCCCUUUCGACGGAUAGACUUCAUCCCUGGAAUCGAGCAAGCCAUCAACCGGCCCUUACCAGAUCUAUCUUCCCCUACCGCAGAAGAAGAUGUGAAACAACUCUUCGCAGACCUCUCAAUCCCUCUCCCCGACCUUCCCACUCUCCCUCGUCUGAUGGACAAGCUCUGCUCAACCUACCUCGAACCCCAAUGCAUCGAACCAACAUUCAUAACCCAUCCUCCCGAAUGCCUCUCCCCACUCUCAAAAUCCUUCUUACAGAACAACCAACGUGUCGCCGCUCGGUGUGAACUCUUCAUCGAAGGCAGAGAAUAUGUCAACGCCUACGAAGAAGAGAAUUCUCCAUGGGAGCAAAGGCAGAAAUUCGAGCAGCAAAAGAUCUUCAAUCAGCAUACAAAUGAGUCUACGGGUGUAGAUGAGAGUUAUUUGCAAGCGAUGGAAUGGGGGCUGCCACCGACGGGAGGUUGGGGGUGUGGAAUUGACAGGCUUGUAAUGCUGUUUACGGAUUCGAAGAGGAUUGGGGAUGUGUUGCCUUUUAAGACUUUGAGGUCUAUUUAG